This is a messenger RNA of Hippocampus zosterae (dwarf seahorse), 3096 nucleotides long. RefSeq names its product beta-1 adrenergic receptor-like. The coding region runs from base 332 to 1642 and encodes 436 amino acids. NCBI's taxonomy places the organism in Eukaryota, Metazoa, Chordata, Actinopteri, Syngnathiformes, Syngnathidae. Gene Ontology annotation, biological process: adenylate cyclase-activating adrenergic receptor signaling pathway; norepinephrine-epinephrine-mediated vasodilation involved in regulation of systemic arterial blood pressure. The transcript has 3 exons. The record is from RefSeq and is a predicted model, not a curated record. Gene Ontology annotation, cellular component: membrane. Gene Ontology annotation, molecular function: epinephrine binding; norepinephrine binding; beta3-adrenergic receptor activity.
UCUCACGCUGAUGCACUCGUACACUUCUUGCUUUAGAGCCACUUUUCUCUUUCAUUUUCAAACUGUCGCAGUUGUCUAUUGUACAGCUGUUUGUGAUGGUUGCUCUGAUGUUGUACUUUAUAAGGCUGACUUUUUUUUAAAUCCAAAUUUGGACUUUUACCGACUCUGUGAACUUUUAUUGUUUCAGCAUUGAGGGAAAUGUAUUUUUUGUAGAGAACAUGUUGACUUCAUUAAGAGGUCCUCGUUUGUGGAAGCAUGGGAAGCCCGGGCUGAAGUUUGAGUGCGGCCAAACGAUCCUCCUGAGGCGAGAAAUUGUCUGAGUGGGCGAAUAAUGGACGGCAACCUAAGCGCAUCAGCUGCUUUGAGGAACAACACGGCCCCCUACCACCCGGCGGCGGGAUCCUGGAUCCUCCUCGUACUGGUCGCUGUCAUCAUCAUCAUCGUGGUGGGAAACCUGCUGGUCAUCAUCGCUGUAGCUUCUACUUCCCAGCUCCAAACAACGACAAACAUUUUCAUCAUGUCACUGGCGUGCGCUGACCUCAUCAUGGGCGUCCUGGUGGUGCCCCUGGGGGCCACCAUUGUGCUGACGGGCAACUGGCAGCUCGAUGAAACCUUGUGUGAUUUCUGGACUUCAGUGGAUGUCUUGUGUGUGACGGCGAGCAUAGAAACUCUCUGUGUGAUAGCGGUGGACCGCUACAUAGCAAUUACGAGGCCGCUCCGACACCAAGUUUUACUGUGUAAGUGGCGUGCCAGGGCGAUCGUUUGCUUGGUGUGGCUUGUUUCCGCCUUAAUCUCCUUUGUGCCAAUUAUGAAAGGAUACUGGCGCGCAGACGAUGAAUACGAAGCCAGAAUCUGCUACGAUGACCCUGCUUGCUGUGACUUUGUCACCAACCGGGCUUAUGCCAUCGUAUCUUCCACAGUGUCUUUUUACAUUCCUCUCUUUAUCAUGAUCUUUGUGUAUGCAAAGGUCUUCUUAAUAGCGAGACGGCAGGUGCAGCUCAUUGAUAAAAGCAGAAUGCGUUUCAAGCAUGAGUGUUCAACAACGCAAAUGCAAGUGGUCAAUCCAGCCCUCCAGUCGGUGUGCAUGAACCAGGGUAUGUGCAACAGUGGAAUGGGGCGGAAAGGCAUCAAGCGAAGACCAUCGCGGUUAUUGCUUGUGAAAGAACACAAGGCCCUAAAAACUUUGGGUAUCAUCAUGGGGACGUUUACGAUAUGCUGGUUGCCGUUUUUUGUUGCCAACAUCAUCAACGCUUUUGACCGGAGCGUUCCGUCGGAGAGGAUCUUCAGACUCUUAAACUGGCUGGGUUAUGUCAACUCUGGCCUCAACCCCAUCAUCUACUGCCGAAGCCCGGAGUUCCGCGCUGCCUUCAAGAACCUUCUGGGCUGUCCAUGGCUGUCCACCCUGUGGCUCAACACAUUCUAUAAAGAAGUGCAGACUCGCUGCUCCUGCUUUCAAUGGCGGGCCGAGUCGGGCCUGGCAGGUUCUUUCCAGAAAACUCCAACUGGUAGCGUGGCCAGUACUCGAGGGAACAAGAGCGAAGAGGCUUCCCCAGUUACUCUCCAGUCCAACGGCAGCACACAGAUCAAUGAUGUAUCACAACCAGACGCCAGAUUCUUCACACUGCAGGAAAAGGAAGGAUGAAGAUGACCACGCGUCAUACUACUGAAGCCAUUACUGUGAAUCCCAGCAGCCACCGAGGAGCCUCGGCAGUGGAUCACGAGCUCCAGCACUCAAGUGGCGGGACUGACUCAUGAGAAAACGAUUUGCUGUGGCUGCUCCCACGCAGCGUCAUUAGCAUGAAACUUUACACUGACCGAAUUUGAAUAUGUACUUACAAAUCAUGAUUUACAUCCAAACUGAUAGGCUUCUGCUUGUGGUUUCAAAUUGUAAAAAUAAUAAUAAUAAUAGCACAAUAUGAUAAAUAAUUUAUCUAUUUAUGAUACGUAGAAUCUUUUGCAAAAUAUGCUGCCUAAUUUAAUAAACUCUUUUCACAGUCAAUCAAUGAAUAUUAAUUGCAUAAAUAUGAAAAGGCUGGGCGGCCCGGUGAGCUAGUGGUUACCGUGUCGACCUCACCGCGCAGAGGUACCGGGCUCAAUUCCAGCUCUGGCCUCCCUGUGUGACGUUUGCAUGUUCUCCCCGGGCCUGCAUGGGUUUUCUCCGGGUACUCCGGUUUUCUCCCACAUUUCAAAAACACACACGGCAGGCUGAUUGAGAACAUUAAAAUUGUCCCAAUGUGUGAGUGUGUGUGCAGAUGGUUGUUCAUCUGUGUGUGCCUUGCGAUUGGCUGUCAACCGGUUCAAGGUGACCCCUGCCUACUACCUGAAGACGGCUGGGCUAGGCUCCAGACCACCCCCCCCCCCACCUCCGCCCCACCCGCGACCCUUGUGAGGUUAAGUGGAUCGGAAAAUGGAUGAAUGGAUCGAUGAAAGGGCUGUCCUGUGAAAUCACUUCUGAUUUGUCUUUUCAGCAUUCAUCUUUCUAGUAAGAUUUUGAACUCGUCAUGUAGUUAUCAUAUCUAAAUCCUGACAAUAAAUGAAAAAAAAUAAGUCAUUUAAAUCAGCCUUUUUCAAUUUGCUGCCCACUCAAACCCUCUAUUAGCCAGGACAUACAAGUAAAUUCCUAUCAGCAGUUUUUCAUCAAUUUGCAAUAACAGAUGACAAACCGCAUGUAAAAUGUCAUGAAUUGCAGCAUUAGCAAAUAUAUAUAUACUUUUGAUAACCAUUUUAAGGACAACUUCUGAAGGAGCUGCCUUGCGAGGUGCAUAGCAAAGCGCAGCAUAUCAAGCACUGUAUUGGCCAAUACAUCUUCACCAAAGUACACAGAGAUACUCUCAUGUCAUGUCGCCAUACCACAAACUGUUCAGCAUUCACAGCGCAUUAAUUUUGUCUUGCCACAGUUUAAUCACACAACACAACCCAUCGAUUUUUUUGUCAGAAUCAAACUUCUUUGUGUGUUUUAAGCAUGUGAUCAUGCCAUCGUUGUCGUGCACUGAGAAAUAAAAAUAGAAAUGCAAACCAUUUGUUGCAUGUGUGCUCCCUGCAGACCCACCACACAGGCCGUCUCCUGUCUGUCGAGAAAGAAAAAAAAAGGCCCAA